CGAUCACGGCCCGCGUUCAGUCGCCAGUCGUAUCUCUACCGCUGGGGACCUCAAGCGCGCGCGUGUCCGCGCCGGCGAGUCGUCUAUCGGACUUUAUAAAGGAAUUUCUAUGUGAUGUUAGUAAACAAUAAGUGUAUAAAUAAAAAGCGAGUCUUGAACGUUUAUUCAUUCUCGCUGUAAACUUAAUUUAGUAACAAUGUCUCUUCCGGGUGUUUUUCUUUUUUCACAUUACGUCGAAAGCUUUUGGAGUUCACCUCCUCCCUUGGUGGACUAUUCCGGGGUGCCUACCCUGAUGGUCGUGUUGGUCGCAGUCUUGGUGGUGACAAUAGCACUGCUUGUGCGGCAAUCCGACCGCAAGAAUCCUCGUCUGCCCGGCCCGCUCGCACUGCCGCUGCUCGGCACCAGGUGGCUCUUCUGGAGUCGAUACAGAAUGAAUAAACUACAUGAAGCUUAUGAAGACAUGUUCAGGCGGUACGGGCCGAUCUUCGCGGAGAUAGCACCAGGGGGUGCAAAGGUGGUGUCGAUAGCGGAGCGCUCGGCGCUCGAGGCUGUGCUGCGCAACUCCAACAAGAAGCCCUAUAGACCCCCUACAGAGAUCGUGCAGGUCUACCGCAAGAGCAGGCCAGACAGAUAUGCUACUACAGGACUUGUUAAUGAACAAGGCGACAAUUGGGUGCAUUUACGCCGCCAUCUGACGUCAGAGAUCACAAGCCCACACACGAUGAAGGGCUUCCUACCUCAACUGAACUGCAUUUGUGAUGACUUCAUCCAUCUUCUGAACUCCUGUCGCAGACCUGAUGGCGCGGUCUACGGCUUCGAGCAGCUCACCAAUAGAAUGGGACUCGAAUCUGUAUGUGGUCUGAUGUUGGGCACCAGGCUGGGGUUCCUAGAGCGCUGGAUGUCGGGGCGCGCGGCGGCGCUCGCGGCGGCCGUCAAAGCGCACUUUAGGGCCCAGCGGGAUUCCUACUACGGAGCACCUUUGUGGAAGUUCGCCCCCACCAAUCUGUACAAGACUUUUGUGAAGAGCGAAGAGACCAUACAUAUGAUAAUAUCUGAGCUGAUGGAGGAGGCGAUGUCGCGGACGAACGGCGCAGCGCAGGACGACGGCAUGCGGGAGAUCUUCCUCAAUAUCCUAUCCAAUCCAGAGCUUGACGCGCGCGACAAGAAAGCUGCUGUUAUUGACUUUAUUACCGCCGGCAUUGAGACGUUAGCAAACAGCCUCGUCUUCCUGCUGUACCUGCUAAGUGGACGUCCGGACUGGCAGGAAAAGAUCCGCUCCGAGCUACCGGUCAGCAAACGACUGGAACUGGAAGACCUGUCUGCUGCUACUUCCAUACGUGACGCGACUAAAGAGGCCUUCCGACUGUUGCCCACUGCACCAUUCCUCGCUCGUCUACUCGACAAGCCUAUGACAGUUGAUGGACAUAAGUUAACUGCUGGGACGUUCGUGUUGGCGCACACGGGGGCUGCGUGCCGGCGCGAGGAGAACUUCCGUCGCGCGCGCGAGUUCCUGCCUGAACGAUGGGCGGGCGGCUUCGAGCCUCACUCGCCGGGACUUGUUGCACCUUUCGGUCGCGGCCGACGCAUGUGUCCCGGGAAACGAUUCGUUGAACUGGAAUUACAUUUGCUACUGGCCAAGAUAAUGCAACAAUGGCGGGUUGAAUUCGACGGCGAACUGGACAUCCAGUUCGACUUCCUGUUGUCGCCUAAAUCUCCAGUCUCACUGCGUCUGGUCGAGUGGUAGACGUCAAUCUAAUUUCCACUUAGCGGUUAGCUGGAGACUGACGAAUCGAGUCUUCUAUUUCCACUGGAGUGGCCACAACUACUAUACAAAAUCGUAACCACGUACAACUUGAGGCGCGCGGUUAAUCGCUAAGUGGAAAUAUACAUUUAGACCUAAGUGUGUUGUGUUCAAGGGCGACCGUUGGGUCUUUCGAACUCUUUUAUUUCAAACACAUAGUAUUGCGACAUUUGUUUUAAAAUUAAAAAGUACCAUAUGUCUGAAUAGAAUAGUAAUUUAAGGAUUACGGAAAAUAGGUAAAUAAAUUCAAUAAUUUAGUUUGGGAAAGACAGUUUUCACGAUGUUCAUGUUUGAGUUGAGUUGUAGUUGUCAACCUUGAUACUCACGGGUUGAUUUUCAAUAUUUACGUCAAUAUCUCGGAAGUUACAAUGGCAGUCCGGUCGGGUCAGUUCACCCUUGAACACAACCUUAUUUAUUACAGUCGUCUACGUAUCAAGUGUUUUAUUUAAUUUAUCGGUAAUAUUAUUAUUACUUGGUAAUAUUUGCUAUUGUACUACGCUUGGUUUGCAGAUGACUGUACCACGGUCGCUUCCGAUAAAAACGGGCCCACUGAAUAGUUUUGUAAGACAAAUAUAUUGCUUUAUGGUGAAUGUGUAUGAAGGAUUUCUUUAUAAUUGUGUCUCGAUUAUAUUAAUAGUAACAGAUUAACAAUUACUAUGAACAGUAAUUAUAGUUCGUACGUUUUGUAAACGGAUCCUUAAGGAUUAUUUUUUUUUCUUUUCUGAAAUAACUAAUCGCGACAGCAGCGCCUCUCACCGACAAAUCCUUGUUUGACUUUAACUCUGGAUAAUACUGUCAAAAAAUUACGUGGCAAACCUUUUAAUUUAUGUCGUUUGAACAAAUACAAAAAA
This is a messenger RNA of Papilio xuthus (Asian swallowtail), 2652 nucleotides long. It is a transcript of the gene shd, whose product is annotated as cytochrome P450 family 24 subfamily A member shade. The transcript has 9 exons. The record is from RefSeq and is a predicted model, not a curated record. Gene Ontology annotation, molecular function: monooxygenase activity; heme binding; oxidoreductase activity, acting on paired donors, with incorporation or reduction of molecular oxygen. Lineage: Eukaryota; Metazoa; Arthropoda; Insecta; Lepidoptera; Papilionidae. Bases 197 to 1744 code for a protein of 515 amino acids.